AUGUCCGCCACGACAAAUCCAGACCCAGAGCCGGGCGCGCCGGCCUUCAUCCCGCUCGAGGCCAACCCGGAGCUCAUGACCAAGCUCAUCCACACGCUGGGAGUCUCGCCGGCCCUCCAGCUUCACGACGUCUACUCCCUCACCGACCCAGACAUGCUCGCGUUCAUCCCUCGUCCGGCGCUCUCUCUGCUCCUCGUGUUCCCCGUAAGCACGGUCUACGAAAGCCACCGCAUGGCAGAGGACAACACCCUCGACGAGUACAGGGGAGCCGGGGAGCCGGAGCCCGUCAUCUGGUGGAAGCAGACCAUCCGCAACGCAUGCGGCAUGAUGGGCCUGCUGCACGCCGUGUCAAAUGGCCCUGCAAGGAAGUUUAUCGAGCAGGGCACAACGCUAGACGAACUCGUCCGAAAGUCCAUUCCCCUGCCCCCACGUGAACGAGCGUCCCUCCUCGAGAAGACGCCGGCCGUCGCGGCUGCUCACAAGGAGGCCGCCUCGGUGGGAGACACGGCCGCACCCGACGCCCAGGACGACGUGGACCUGCACUACGUGUGCUUCGUCAAGGGCGGCGACGGCGCGUUGUGGGAGCUGGACGGACGUCGCAAGGGCCCCAUCCGGAGGGGGGAGCUGCAGGACAACGAGGACAUGCUGAGUGAGCGCGCGCUGAGUCUGGGCAUCUUGAAGUUUCUGGAGAGGGAGGGCCGCGAUUUGAGGUUUAGCGCCGUGGCUUUAGCAGCGUCCUUGGGCUAG
Messenger RNA from Metarhizium album ARSEF 1941, 747 nucleotides. RefSeq names its product Peptidase C12, ubiquitin carboxyl-terminal hydrolase 1. The transcript is spliced from 2 exons. The coding region runs from base 1 to 747 and encodes 248 amino acids. Gene Ontology annotation, biological process: ubiquitin-dependent protein catabolic process; protein deubiquitination. NCBI's taxonomy places the organism in Eukaryota, Fungi, Ascomycota, Sordariomycetes, Hypocreales, Clavicipitaceae. Gene Ontology annotation, cellular component: cytoplasm. Gene Ontology annotation, molecular function: cysteine-type deubiquitinase activity. The record is from RefSeq and is a predicted model, not a curated record.